AUGGUACCAGACCCAAGCACUCCUGCUUUCCCCUCCUCCUCCUCAUCUUCUUCUACUACUACUCCCGUCGUCAGCGGUAAUGCCUACCAAGACGCGCUAGACGGCCUGCAGCCCCUGCAGCCCGUCCUCCGGGGCUUCAACCACCGCAACAGGAACCAGCACCGCCGCGCCGCCUGGUGGGCCCCCUUCGGCAUGCUGCGGCGCCACGUCGAGAAGCUCGUCGACGAGCUGAUCGAGGCGGCGGCGGCGGCGGCGGCGGCUGCUGCUGCUUCUACCAAGUCUAAGAGUAAGAAGCGCCGGCGUGAUGGUGACGGUGACGAUGGCCGUGGGGUUGGGGUUGGGGGUUUGGGGGGUUUGGAGAGGAAUGUCAAGUGUCACGUGGGGUGGCUGAGGGAUGUCCUGGUUCCCAAGUGUUACUUGGCGUUCUCGCAACUCACGGCGGACAACCAGUUCGCCACGUUGAGCGUGGUGCUGCUCGGCGUGCUGGCCCAAGUCAACGCCACGUGCGUGCGGCUAGUAGGAGAAGCGCCGGCGGCGGAACCAAGCGCCGGUGAAACCGGUACAUCAUCUCCGCAUGGACCCCCCAGCAGUAUCACCACCACCAUAACCGCCACGCGGGCAAACCAGGCCGGUUCCUCCCAAGGAGCUCAAGGCCAACAGCAGCAGCAGCAGCAGCAAUCCUCUCGUCCUCUUGUCGGCCGCGACGAGACGCCCGGCGACCGCGGGGGCACGAAGAUCUCGCGGGACGAGGUGGCGCGCGCCGAGAAGCUGCGCAGGAAGAAGAAUACCUUCCAACCCGGGUCGUCUUCCGAUAUAGCUGAUGAUAUAGCUGGUAUUGACGAUGACGAUGACGAGAAACCUCUACGGAAGCAGAAGCAGCAGCAGCAGGAACAGGCCACUUCCUCGAAAACGAAGAUCAAUGAAAAGGAGGUGGGAGCAAAACCAGCCAAGAAAAAGAAGACCAAGAAAGGAGGCGACGAGUUCGAUGAUCUAUUCAAAAACUUGUUUUGAGCUAGAAAUAGGACAUGGUCUCCCUGUUAACGUAUAUAGGUAGGUACCUACCAAAGGUAGGUCACCAAAUUUACCAAUCUCAUAAAAUUUUACAGUUACUCCAAUAAAUGCGCCCUAUCUUUAAACAGAUCAAGUGUUAAUUUAAUAGUCAUUGAUUGUAUUCAUGCAAAUUUUGCAUCACUGUCAAGCCUGACUUGCAAUCCACUUGUGCGUUGGUGACAAGAGGCUACCACCGUUGCUACUGCCGCUGAAUACUUGAGAUUAGAAACCCGCCUCCUUUCACCCCUUUCAAAGUCUCGCCAAGCCAACAGGGAGACCAACUACAAUCCUCGCUCUCUCCAAGUUGCAAAAUUGUUAUCCACACCUUCGCACGUCGUCUAGGGAAGUGUGCAGCUUUCGCUUUGGCAAAAAUAAAAAAGAUCUUCAAGAUCCUAAGACCCUAUCAACGUUAGGUCU
Messenger RNA from Daldinia caldariorum, 1467 nucleotides. RefSeq lists its product as uncharacterized. Gene Ontology annotation, molecular function: rRNA primary transcript binding. Gene Ontology annotation, cellular component: ribonuclease MRP complex. The transcript is spliced from 2 exons. NCBI's taxonomy places the organism in Eukaryota, Fungi, Ascomycota, Sordariomycetes, Xylariales, Hypoxylaceae. The coding region runs from base 1 to 1011 and encodes 336 amino acids. Gene Ontology annotation, biological process: nuclear-transcribed mRNA catabolic process, RNase MRP-dependent; maturation of 5.8S rRNA from tricistronic rRNA transcript (SSU-rRNA, 5.8S rRNA, LSU-rRNA). The record is from RefSeq and is a predicted model, not a curated record.